Pistacia vera is the source of this 2547-nucleotide messenger RNA. Its product is annotated as ABC transporter G family member 33-like. Lineage: Eukaryota; Viridiplantae; Streptophyta; Magnoliopsida; Sapindales; Anacardiaceae. The record is from RefSeq and is a predicted model, not a curated record. The transcript is spliced from 17 exons. Gene Ontology annotation, molecular function: ATP binding; ATP hydrolysis activity; ABC-type transporter activity. The coding region runs from base 1 to 2547 and encodes 848 amino acids.
AUGGUCGUCGUUGUCUUCUUCAUCGUCGUGGCUAAGGAGAAGCAGCAGCCAAUCAGCGAGCAAGCAGCAGCAGCAGCGGUGUUCGUCGUCAUCAACGACAGGAGGGGUGCAACAACAUUGGGAGACAGACCCUUUUGCAAUACCAAGUGGGCUAUGAGAACUAUUAAUGGGUCCAAGUCUCAAGCAAACAAGAUAAAAAUACUUAAAGAUGUCAGUGGCAUCAUUAGGCCUUCCAGGCUAACUCUAUUGCUUGGCCCUCCAGGCUGUGGGAAAACCACUUUGUUACAGGCACUUUCCGGAAAGCUUGAUCCAUCUCUCAAGCAAAGUGAUGAGAUACAAGAUAUGCCUGGAAAGAGAAGGUCAACGCGUGAGAAGAAGCCUCCAGCUUGGAUCAAGAGGUGUUGUUCCCUCAUUAUGAAAGAAAUCAGUAGAAGAGAGAAGGAAGCUGGUAUUAUCCCAAAACCAGAUAUAGAUACCUUUAUGAAGGCUAUAUCAGUUGAAGGAUUAAAAAAAACUCUACAGACAGAAUAUAUAUUGAAGAUCCUCGGGCUGGAAGUUUGUGCUGACACAAUUGUGGGGAAUGCAAUGAAAAGAGGAAUUUCAGGUGGUCAAAAGAAAAGAUUGACAACAGGGGAAAUGAUAAUUGGUCCAUCAAGAGCUCUCUUUUUGGAUGAAAUAUUAAAUGGCUUAGGUAGAUCCACCACUUUUCAGAUUGUUGCCUGCCUGAAGCACUUGGCAUACAUAACUGCUUCAACCGUUUUGAUAUCACUUCUGCAACCAGCACCUGAGACUUUUGAUCUCUUUGAUGACAUUAUCUUAAUGGCAGAAGGAAAGAUUGUGUACCAUGGACCUCGUAGUAAUGUUCUAGAGUUUUUUGAGCAUUGUGGUUUGAGGUGCCCACCUCGAAAAGGCGUUGCUGACUUCCUCCAAGAAGUGGUUUUUGAAAAGGAUCAAGCACAAUACUGGUGUCACAAGCAUGUUCCUCAUUCUUAUGUUUCUCUAGAAAAAUUUAAGAAUAUAUUCAAUGAAUUUCAUGUGGGACAGAAACUAAAUGAUGAAUUGUCAAGGCCUCUCGAUAAGCAUAAGUGCUACAAAAACAUUUUGUCACUUAAUAACUACUGGCUGAGAAAAUGGGAAUUAUUCAAAGCAUGCCUAGCUAGAGAAUGGCUUCUGAUGAAGCGUAACUCCUUCAUUUAUUUGUUUAAAACUGGACAGCUUGUGUUCAUUGCACUGAUAACAGUGACAGUGUUCUUACGAACUCAGAUGAAAAUUGACUUUUCCCACGCGGAUUACUACAUGACUUCCUUAUUUUAUGCUCUGAUGCUUUUGUAUGGACAGCUAUUACCUAUUAUGCCAUUGGUUACUGUCCUAAACCAGAGAGCACCAGGGAGAUCCCGGGCUAUCAUUUCUCAUGAUAAGCUAUGUUGCUUAAAGGGAACGGAUAAUUUGAGCAAUACAACUAAGGGAAACGAAUUUCCUUCUGUCAUUACUAUUGAAGGUGCUGUAAAAACAAGUACUACAGCUUUGAUGGGUGUUAUCGGAGCCGGGAAAACGGCACUGAUGGAUGUCCUUUCUGGAAAAAAGACUGGUGGUAUUAUAGAAGGGGAGAUAAGAGUUUGUGGGUAUCCUAAGGUCCAAGAUACACAUGCCAGAAUAUCAGGUUACUGUGAGCGGACUGAUAUACAUUCUCCCCAGAUUACUAUUGAAGAAUCAGAAUUUGUAGCAGAAGUUCUUCAACUGAUUGAACUUGAUGAAAUCAAAGAUUCUUUAGUUGGAAUCCCUGGUACUAGUGGUAUAUCAAAUGAGCAGCGGAAACGGCUUACUAUAGCAGUAGAGCUUGUUUCUAAUCCAUCCAUAAUAUUCAUGGAUGAGCCCACCUCAGGUCUAGAUGCCAGAGCAGCUGCAGUCGUCGUCAUGCGAGUUGUAAAAAAUAUUGUCCAUACAAAGAGGACGGUUGUAUGUACCAUUCACCAGCCAAGCAUAGACAUAUUUAAGGCAUUUGAUGAGUUGAUUUUGAUGAAAAGAGGAGGAGAAAUAAUAUACUCCGGAGAGCUGUGUCUGCAUUCAAGCAAGCUUAGUGAAUAUUUUGAAGUAAGCUUAAAAGCGAGAGCAAUAUUUGAAUUUCCAUCAGAUUCUCUUUCUCUGUUUAACCAGUUUGCUAUGCUAGCAAUUUCUUUAUUUAGGCAUUUCUGGGUGCCAAAAAUCAAACAUAACUACAACCCAGCAACAUGGAUGUUAGAGGUCACUAGUCCUGCUGCAGAAGCUCAACUGGGUUUGGAUUUUGCCCUUCUCUAUAAAGAGUCUCACUUAUUCCGGAAAAACAUGGAACUAGUCAGAAAAUUGAUCCAGCCAGCACAAGGUUCAAAGGAACUACAUUUUUCUACACGCUUUCCACAAAAUGAAUGGGAGCAAUUUAAGGCAUGCCUCUGGAAACAUCACCUCACAUACUGGAGAAGUCCCAAUUAUACCUUGGCACGACUGGCGCUUGUUACCAUAUCAUCUUUUUUGCUUGGAGCAGUUCUAUGGCAGAAAGGGCAGAAGAUGUAA